CCCCAUGUCCAGCACGCUGAGCAAGAGGAUCGACUUGGCCAACGACAACAGCCUCCUGGGCAUGAGCCUGGCCCUGGCAGCGCCCGUGGGAGAGGGCCUGCCCCACAAGGGGCACUGCGGCUACUCCUGCUCGGAGCUGCACGGGGUCCUGGGCCUGCCGCCCUCCGCCGAGGAGCCCAGCAACACCAAGUGGGUGAAGGACGGGCAGAACCAGCUGCGCCAGGCGGCGGAGCGCGGCCGCGACCAGAACCGCAAUGAACUGAACCUCCCCAGCAAGGAGCUCAGCAGCCUGCUUAUCGCGCUGCCUGGCCAGGAAGAGAAGGAUGGAGAAGGCGAGGAGGAGGAGGAAGAUGAGGAGGAGGAGGAAGAGGAGGAGGAAGAGGAGGACUCCACCCCUGUCCAGAGCGAGCCGGUCACGGAGUCUGAGCAGAGCUCUGAGCGGGCGCUGCCCCGUGGCGACCAGGCUCGCAGCGCCAGCCUCCUCUUUGGGAUGCGCAACAGCACGGUGGCCAGCGACGAGGACUCCAGCUGGGCCACCCUCAGCCCCACGGGCAGCCCCACGGGGGGCAGCUCCCCAGACGAAGCUGACUCCUUUUGGCUGUGCAAUUCCCUGGAGACAGAUUCUGGCCUCCCGGCAGGAUGGAUGCGAGUCCAGGACACGUCUGGCACCUAUUAUUGGCACAUUCCGACGGGCACCACCCAGUGGGAGCCCCCCGUGGGCAGCGGGAGCAGCGAUUCUUCGGGAAACACCCCCUCCAGGGAAACUCAGUUCACCUGGAUGGAUUUUGGGCAGGCCGAACACUCGGAUGACCCCCAUUACUGGAAGGAUGCCCCAUCAGAAGAAGAGGGGACCCCUGAGCCCCAGCGGGACCAUGCCCAGACCCUGUUGUGCUUGGGAUCUCCCGGCACCAGAUCUUCCCUGGGAGAAGAUGGUGAUGUGGCUGCCUCAUCCCUUGGCCUCAGCCAGGGCUCCAAGUGUUUCUCGGUCUGCUCUCUGGGCUGGGUGGAGAUGUCUGAGGAGGAGCUGAGCCUGGGCAGGAGCAGCGUGGCCGUCAACAACUGCAUCCGGCAGCUCUCGGCUCAGAACCCGGACCUCACCGGCUCCUGGCCCAAGGGCAAAGCGAUGCUGCUGGUCCUCGAGCAGGAGACCCUGAAGCUGCUCGACCCCGAGGGGCACGCCGUCCUGCACACCCAGCCCAUCUGCGACAUCCGCGUCUGGGGUGUCGGGCGGGACAGCGGCAGGGAUUUUGCUUACGUAGCGUGGGACCAGCUGGCCCAGCUGCUGAAGUGCCACGUCUUCCAGUGUGACGCCCCCGCAAAGAACAUUGCCACCGGCCUCCACGAGAUCUGCUCCAAGAUCAUGAGCGAGCGCCGGAGGGGCCGAGCCCUGUCCAACAGGCUGUCGCUGGAUCACUCAAAGUUGGUGGAGAUCCCUUUCCAAGUGGAGUUUCCGGCCCCCAAAAGCGAGCUGGCGCAGAAGUUCCAGGUGUCUUACAUGGGCAGCGUUCCAGUGGCCAAGCCUGUGGGCAUGGAGGUCAUCAACGCCGCCCUGGAGCGGGCCCUGGCCGCCGGCCGCAGAGAAGAGUGGACGCCCAGCCAGGUCAAUGUGGCGCCCGCCACCCUCACCCUCCUGCACCAGCAGACAGAGGCUGUGCUGUGUGAGUGCCGAGUGCGAUUUCUCUCCUUCAUGGGCAUCGGGAAAGAUGUCCGGUCCUUUGCUUUCAUCAUGGCCGCCGCCCCCGGCAACUUCCUCUGCCACAUGGUGUGGUGUGAGCCCAACGCCGCCGGCCUGAGUGAGGCCGUGCAGGCUGCCUGCAUGCUUCGGUACCAGAAGUGCUUGGAUGCGCGCCCCCAGACCACCAGCUCCUGCCUCCCCGCGCCUCCCGCUGACUCUGUGGCUCGGCGCGUGGGGUCCACGGUCCGAAAGGGAGUCCAGACCUUGCUGGGGACCCUGAAACCCAAGCGCCAGGGUGCUCAGACGCCAUGA
Messenger RNA from Euleptes europaea (tarantolino), 1987 nucleotides. It is a transcript of the gene APBB1, whose product is annotated as amyloid beta precursor protein binding family B member 1. Lineage: Eukaryota; Metazoa; Chordata; Lepidosauria; Squamata; Sphaerodactylidae. Bases 5 to 1987 code for a protein of 660 amino acids. Gene Ontology annotation, molecular function: amyloid-beta binding; transcription factor binding. The transcript is spliced from 13 exons. Gene Ontology annotation, biological process: regulation of DNA-templated transcription. Gene Ontology annotation, cellular component: cytoplasm; nucleus. The record is from RefSeq and is a predicted model, not a curated record.